AUGGUCACCCUCCUCGCCUUUCGGCUCCCACCUCUCUUCCUCCUCCUCCUUGCCGCCACUGCCGCUGCCGACAAUGGCAACGUGUCGGAGGCAGGGGCGGCGCUCGUAAAUCUCAAGAAGUCGUUCACAGACCCGACCGGCAGGCUGGAGGCGUGGUCGGCGACGUCGCCGUUCCCGCCGUGCGACGCCGCGAGCCCCUGGCCCGGGGUGCAGUGCUACAAGGGCAGCCUCGUCGGCAUCCGGCUCACGCACAUGAACCUGUCCGGCACGUUCGACUUCGGCGCCAUCGCCAAGCUCCCGCGGCUCCACUCCGUGAACCUCAAGCACAACGCGCUCUCCGGCCCGCUGCCGGCGAGCCUCGGCACGUUGCGUGGCCUCCGCGCGCUGUACCUCUCCUCCAACAACUUCUCCGGGCCGAUCCCCGCCGACGUGUUCGCCAACAUGCGGUGGCUCAAGAAGCUCUACCUCGACAACAACCGCAUCACGGGCCCGCUCCCCGCCGACGCGAUCGCGAGCGCGCCGCGCCUCAUCGAGCUCCACCUGGACCGCAACCAGAUCGACGGGCUGAUUCCGCUCAAGCUGCCGGAGUCGCUAAAGCGGUUCAACGUGUCCCACAACCGCCUCAGCGGCUCCAUCCCGCAGAGCGUCGCCGAGCGCUACGAGGCGUCGUCGUUCGCCGGGAACCCCGGGCUGUGCGGCUCGCCGGGCAGCGACGCCGCGGUGUGCGUGGCUGCCGGCCCGGCGCUCCCGCCCGCGAUGCCGCCGCCCACGGCGGCCGACUACAUGGCCAUGGAGGAGGAGACCAGCGUGUUCGUCGUCAUCGGCAUCAUCCUGCUCGUCAUCCUGCUGGUCAUCGGCGCCAUGGUGCUCAUGCUGCGGCAGGACGAGAGGAACAGCGCCGCGCCGGCGUGGGACUACUACGCGGGCAGCACGGCCGCCGCCGGUGCCGGCGCAGGCUCCGGCUCCGGCUCCAGCAAGUCCGCGGCGGCGGCGGGGUCGAAGACAACGGCGCCGCGCGCCGGGGAGAUGGUGGCCGUGGACGUGGCCGGCGGCGGGUCGUCCAGCCACGGCGGCAGCAGCGGCCGGCGGAUGGGCGAGUUCGUCCUCCUGAACGAGGACAUCCCCGCGUUCGGCCUGCCGGACCUGAUGAAGGCCUCCGCCGAGGUGCUGGGCAACGGCACCCUGGGGUCGGCGUACAAGGCCGCCAUGCGCAACGGCGUGACCGUGGCCGUCAAGCGCCUCCGUGACAUGAACCGCGUCGGGCGCGAGGAGUUCGAGCAGCACGUGCACAUGCUCGGCGAGCUCCACCACCCCAACGUGCUCCCGCCCGUCGGCUACCAUUACCGCAAGGAGGAGAAGCUCAUCGUCUCCGAGUACAUGCCCCGCGGCAGCCUCCUCUACAUCCUGCAUGGCGACCAGAGUCCGAACAGGCUGAUCCUGGACUGGCAGGGACGGCUGAGGGUGGCCGUCGGCGUGGUGCGCGGGCUGGCGUUCCUCCACGAGAGGCUGGGGAUCCCGGCGGGGCGGCUGGUGAGCAUGGACGGCGCGGACUUCGACGCGCCGCCGCCGCCGCCGCCGCACGGGAACCUCAAGUCGGGGAACAUCCUCCUGGACGCUGGCAUGGAGCCCCGGCUGGUGGACUACGGCUUCUUCCCGCUGGUGAAUGCGGCGCAGGCGCCGCAGGCCAUGUUCGCGUUCCGGUCGCCCGAGGGCACCACGCGCGGGGUGGUGUCGGCGCGCUCCGACGUCUACUGCCUCGGCGUCGUGCUCCUGGAGCUCGUCACGGGGCGGUUCCCGUCGCAGUACCUCCACAGCGCGCGCGGCGGCACCGACGUCGUGCACUGGGCUGCCACGGCCGUGGCCGAGGGCGGCGAGGGGGAGCUCGUCGACCCGGCCAUCGCCGCCGCCGGCGGGGACGCCGCCGUCAGGCUGCUCCGGGUCGGCGUGCACUGCGCCAGCCCCGAGCCCGAGUGCCGGCCCAGCGUCGCGGAGGCCGCGUGGAUGGUGGAGGAGAUCGGCAGCGGCGGCGGCGGCGCGUCGUGA
Molecule: messenger RNA, 2043 nt
Organism: Miscanthus lutarioriparius
Lineage: Eukaryota; Viridiplantae; Streptophyta; Magnoliopsida; Poales; Poaceae
Source: the annotation of a GenBank genome assembly